Drosophila nasuta is the source of this 1895-nucleotide messenger RNA. RefSeq names its product thioredoxin domain-containing protein pretaporter (gene prtp). Lineage: Eukaryota; Metazoa; Arthropoda; Insecta; Diptera; Drosophilidae. Gene Ontology annotation, molecular function: protein disulfide isomerase activity. The record is from RefSeq and is a predicted model, not a curated record. Gene Ontology annotation, biological process: protein folding. Bases 155 to 1309 code for a protein of 384 amino acids. Gene Ontology annotation, cellular component: endoplasmic reticulum. The transcript is spliced from 3 exons.
UUCAUCCAUUUAGAAGAAUAGUGUGGUGGUGUUGUGUGUAGUAUUUAAGUGCAAAUACAAUUAACAAUUUGGAAACAGUCGAAAAUGUUAUUCAAAUCAUACAUACCACUGCUAGCUGGCAUUUGUGCUUUAAGCCUGUCACCAUUUGUGGCAAAUGCCAAAGAGGAGGAGCAAAAAACAAGCGGCCGAUGAAAAACAUUUCGCCAUCGAAUUGGACCCGGAAACAUUUGACGAGGUUAUCGCAACCGGCAAUGUAUUUGUCAAAUUUUUUGCGCCAUGGUGUGGACACUGCACAAGAUUGCAUCCACUGUGGGAACAGUUGGCCGAAAUCAUGAAUGUCGAUGAACCCAAGGUGACCAUUGCUCGCGUGGAUUGCACCAAACAUCAAUCGCUUUGUGCCGAUCACCAAGUCACCGGUUAUCCCACAUUGCGUCUCUUCAAAUUGGGCGAAACGGAGUCCAUCAAGUUCAAGGGCACCCGCGAUUUGCCCGCAAUUACCGAUUUUAUCAAUCAGGAGCUUAACACAGUGGGCGAGGAGGAUUUGAGUGAAGAGAAGGCUUUGGAGGCAAAUCCAAAUGCUGGCAAGGUGGUUGAACUCACCGAGGAGACCUUUGCCAAGCACGUGUCCAAUGGCAAUCAUUUCGUCAAGUUCUUUGCACCCUGGUGCGGUCAUUGUCAGCGUUUGGCACCCACUUGGGAGAAAUUGGCCCAGGCGUUGAUCAAGGAGAGUGAUGUGACAAUUUCCAAAGUUGAUUGCACGCAGUAUCGUUCCGUUUGCCAGGACUUUGAGGUAAAAGGUUAUCCCACCAUGCUCUGGAUUGAGGAUGGCAAGAAAAUUGAGAAGUAUGCUGGCGCACGCGAUCUGGAGACGCUCACCGCCUAUGUGGAGAAAAUGAUUGGGACACCUAGCAAAAGUGGCGAUGCAGCGAAGAAAGAUGACGCCAAGGAUGAGGCUAAAAAGAAUACUGUGCUGCAGCUGAGCGGCGAUUCGGAGUUCGAGAAGGCAACUGCCGAUGGCAUCACGUUCAUCAAAUUCUAUGCACCAUGGUGUGGACAUUGCCAGAAACUGCAGCCCACUUGGGAGCAAUUGGCCACGGAUACCGUGUCCACGGAAUCGAAUAUUGUGAUUGCCAAGGUGGAUUGCACAACGCCGGAGAACAAACAGAUCUGCAUUGAUCAGCAGGUGGAGGGUUAUCCGACGCUGUUCCUCUACAAGAAUGGCAAGCGACAGAAUGAAUACAAUGGAAGCCGUUCAUUGCCAGAAUUGCAGGCGUACAUCAAGAAAUUCAUUGGACACGAUGAACUUUGAGCUUGCUGCAAUUAUCAAACACUGAACAAAUUCACAGCACACACGCAUACGAAUGUCAAGAUCAAGAUCAACAUCAUCAGCAUCAUUAUCAACAUCAGCAUCACCAUCAUCGCCAUCGCCAAAGUAACAUAAUUUCUGUAUGUUCAUCAAGACAGCCAAGUCGUGCCAUCUUGGAACGCGUUGUCAUCCAUUUGAAACAAAACAACAGCAAAUGUUUGAUACUAUUUUAAUUUCAUCUGUUUCGCUAUAGUUAUUUUUUAUUCCGAGUGUUUAUUUUUUUACUACUAUAUUUUUUUUCUUUUGUGAUGUAAUUUGCGAGUUUUGUUCACAUGUGCCAAAUAUCUAUAAAUAAACAAUCACAGUUGAAACUUUAAUAGACUUGAGGUAGAACAAUUUAUAAAAUUGCUGCUAUUAUUUACAUGAUAUGUACUAGAAGGCAAGGAUACGAACAUUUAAAUAGAUAUCUGGCAUGUUUGAUCUCAACUUUCGAGACUCACAUUAAAUAUUGAGUUUAGUUUAAAAAAAAAUGUCUAAUAAUAUAUAGCUCAAACGAAAUAAAUAAAAUAAAACCAAUUUGGGAAUGGAA